AUGGUCUUCCUCAUGAACGAAAGAGGCAUUCCCGACCGACCAAACGAGAAACGAAAGACCUACCUAGUCAUCUCGAUCGCCGGAACUCAUGGCUUUCGCGACAUCGUCCAAGAUCUCAACAUUUUCAAGAGAAAGUUCGAAGACACGGAGGCAAGGGUUCACGCUGGAUUCUACAACCAGUUCCUGGCGCUCAAGCCUAAGAUCAGAAACAGAGUCGAACUGGUCUUGAAUGAAACUUCAGUCGAUGAAAUUCUGAUAACCGGCCAUUCGCUGGGCGGUGCUGUGGCAGCGAUGUUUGGUGCUUACCUGGCGGUGGAAUUUGAAGAUCAAAAUUUUCGAGUCAUUACUUUUGGCUGCCCAAAGCCUGGAAAUUCUGAUUUUAGAGAACUCUUUCAACAGAGGUAA
Oikopleura dioica is the source of this 405-nucleotide messenger RNA. The record is from the annotation of a GenBank genome assembly. NCBI's taxonomy places the organism in Eukaryota, Metazoa, Chordata, Appendicularia, Copelata, Oikopleuridae.